Molecule: messenger RNA, 1671 nt
Organism: Arthroderma uncinatum
Lineage: Eukaryota; Fungi; Ascomycota; Eurotiomycetes; Onygenales; Arthrodermataceae
Exons: 2
Coding region: 1-1671 (556 amino acids)
Source: RefSeq, a predicted model, not a curated record
AUGGUUUGUAUUACUAGAAGAGCCGAGGGAUCAGAGGACUCUGGCUAUGGAAGCCAGUCAGCGACUAAUGGUUUUACAACAAUCGAGCACUGGGUAGCCAGCAAGGACAAGUUCCGUGUUGCCUCCAGUGGCCUUCCGAUACCUAAGAAGUCAAGAGUUGGCCAAGUUAAUGACGAGUUACGCGAGGUUUACGAGACUUCUAUUGCCCAUGAGAUACCAAAUAUCCUAGCCACACAUGGAAUCACCUUUCGCACAUAUGGACUCUACCGCCUCGAGCCACUAGAUGAAACAUACGAGGCUAGGGAUGUUUUAAGGAUCCUGACAUCUAACACCAAUCCAGCGGCGUGGAGAACUGCCGCUAAUUAUGUGCAUAAUUAUGUCAAGCAAAGAGCCCUGAGCCAUACCCUAGCAUCUCUUCAAGUGGAGAUAUCAAACGCCCACAUGAUGUACGACGAUGUUUCAUAUGCUAUUCCUGAUGAUCCGACUCUUAUUGAAUCUCUGACCCAGGUUAAAGGUCGAAUUGUUAACGAAGUGUCUGCUUCUAUGCAGAACGUCUGGACAUCCAUCGCAUUCCAUAUGCGAAGUUGCCGCCAUACCAACGAACGACAAAAACCUACGGUCAUCGUCUUUUGCCGCCCCAAGUCAACUUACGACUUUGCAUCUGCCGAGGCUCGACUAUCUCAAAUUCUAAUUGAGUUGGAGAUGCAGGUACACCUAGAGUUUCUCCCAGGAAGGGUCGUUCUUGCGCCUUCAGAACUUCCCAUGACACUUCCUAUGGCAACAGCUGCGGAAAGUCUACCUCAAAACCCGGUCAAUGGAAGCUCCAUCGGUAUCCGCGGAAGAGACGCGGAAGCAGGGACUUUAGGCGGUUGGUUGAUACUCAGUCUUCCGCGAGAAAAUCGGAAGGUUAAAUGCGCUCUUACCUGUUACCACGCCAUUAGAAGUGGCGAUGCUAGUGUUUCAGCACAUACAGACAAGCAUGGGGUACAUUGGAAUGAUCAACGCGGUCAUUUAGAUAUUGAAUACCCAGCAGCUCUUGACUCAAAGGAGGCUAUGGCUCACUUGGAAGAAUUAUGCAAAAAUGAACCUCAUGAUCAGGAAUUGAAGCAACAGCAUUGCAUGCUACCACGACUUAUCUCAGGGCCUGGUAUAGGCAAAGUGCUACUUGCGUCGGGAUACCAUAGGAAAGAUAACCAGUGUUUAGAUUGGGCAUUGAUCGAGAGUCCAAGCACUUUCUCCCUUAAUAAACCUCCUCGCUCCCCUCUUCGGAACUCCCCUGGAUUUAUGCUACCAGGAAAUGGCCUUCGGUACAACCCGCAUCCAGAUGCAAAUAUUAGAUCCUUUGGUUAUCCGGUGCCGAAUAAUUGGGUUGCUAAGGAAGGCCGAACAACAACCACGUCGGGAAUAAUCAACAGAAUGUCGGCAAUCGUACACUGGGAUAACUCUGGAAAUCCUUCCGAAGAAACCGAGGUCAUAUCGAGCACCGCUGACUUUGCGGCUGAUGGUGACUCAGGAGCCUUCGUCGUAAACGUGGACGGAGAACUUGUUGGCUUACUUUUUGCCGUGGAAAAAAACGUGGCGGGGUUUGAUUCCGGGUUCAUGACACCCUUUAGUCUCAUCCAAGAUCAUGUCAAGGAAAUGACUAAUGGGGGUUACCUCAGCUUCGAUUAA